UUUGGUUCGAAGCGUUGUAUGGUCACCUAAGAUGCUGGAUUGUCUGGCUCCUCUUUCACUGCCACUGCCUCGUCUGUCGGUGACGAGAAGGUGCGACUGUGGAGUACAAACAUUUUCAGAAACCGAACGUCGCACAAGUGGCGCAGCACUUUCACGUGAACUGAGACGUCAGCACUAGCUGGGUACAAAAGGUCCUGCGCCCCAUGACAGAAUAACAGCGCUUCGCCAUACACCAGGUUAAAAUGACGUCCACACAAUCCAACUCCAAAGGCGUUGCAGUCGUCACUGGAUCUGCGCAAGGAAUUGGACGCGGCAUCGCAAUACGCCUUGCAGGAGAUGGCUAUGACAUUGUGAUCAACGAUUUGGAAAGCAACAAAGAGAAUUUGGAGGAAGUCAAGAAGGAAAUCGCUGCAAAUUUCCCGGAGCGCAGAGUGCUAGCUGUGCUUGGGAACGUCAGUGUCGAGGAGGAUGUCAAAGGCCUGGUUGAGAGUGCAGUUAAAGAAUUUGGCAGCCUGAAUGUUUUUGUUGCAAACGCAGGCAUUAGCAGAUCAAAAUCACUCUUAGAAACGACAUCCGAUGACUUUGAGUCCGUGCUUUCUGUUAAUGCCAAAGGCACAUUCUACAGUUAUAAAUAUGCAGCACAGCAGAUGGUAGCUCAAGGUGAGGGUGGGCGAAUUAUUGGUGCAAGCUCCCUUGCGGGAAAGAAAGGGCUUGCUUCACUCAGCGCUUACUGUGCGUCCAAGUUUGCCGUCCGAGGGCUGACACAAUCCGCAGCUAUAGAACUUGGUCGCAAUGGGAUCACAGUAAACGCAUAUGCGCCAGGAACAAUUCAAACAUCAAUGUGUAAGUUUCAAGAUUUGUGCGUUAAUAUACAGUGGUAACUUUACCCCGUGUAGUUACUGAGUUUGUUGAAUCAGCUGGUAAUGACGCCACUUACGACCAGGUGACCCUCUCCACCAAUGUGCACGAGAUGCCAAUUUUGACAUUUUUAUAUAUACUUGAGUUCAAACAGUUGACAUCAGUAGGUGAACUUGGAACUACCCAGGACAUUUCGAGCCUGGUUUCAUUUCUGGUGACCCCGGAAGCACGUUUCAUCACAGG
This is a messenger RNA of Suillus subaureus, 1101 nucleotides long. RefSeq lists its product as uncharacterized. Bases 243 to 881 code for a protein of 212 amino acids. The transcript has 6 exons. The record is from RefSeq and is a predicted model, not a curated record. NCBI's taxonomy places the organism in Eukaryota, Fungi, Basidiomycota, Agaricomycetes, Boletales, Suillaceae. Gene Ontology annotation, molecular function: oxidoreductase activity, acting on the CH-OH group of donors, NAD or NADP as acceptor.